UCUCUCUAUCGGUUUCCAUUUCGAUUUCUUCGUCAGAUCUUUCGAUUUCGGUGUGCUAUGAUUUCGAUUUCUUCCGUGUGAUGCGCGAAAUGGUGGGAGCGUCGUCAGUCGCAGUGCAGAAAACUGAGCUGCAACGAGCUCAGUCUGGGUGUGUCACUCUGCAUCUCAUACACGCGCGAAGAGAGAGUGUGUGUGGUAGGGGUGAUCGGUUCCGGUCCGGUCCCACCCUGGAAUUGGGGACCAGACCGGUCCCGGUUCGGGCGGGACAAUGGAACGGGCAAUUCUCAAUAAUCGCAGUCGUGACUGUGACUGUGAGAGGCUGAGAGGUGAGACCAAGAGGGAAAGAGGAGAGUGAAAAUUAGAAUAAGGGUUUGCUGUUCUUUGGGAAAUUAAAAAAAAAAUUUAAAAAUAAAUAAAUCGGUCCGCUCUUUGGAAUCGGAUAAAAAAAUUACAGAUUCCAAUUUUAUGAAACCGGGAAUCAGAUCGGAGCCCCGGGAACCACCCAGAACCGCCUAGUUUGAUCCGAUCCGGUCGGUUCUCGGUCCGGUCGAUCCGUUUUGCUCAGCCUGUGGAGUGUCGAUUUUCUGGUAUCGGUGCAGCUCACUCAUCUUGAUCGUGCCUUCAGCUAUAGGAAUCUCGUCCAGCACCACAAAAGGAAGUAACCGGAAACAUCAAUCUGUGUUAUUAGAUGGUGAAGGAAGGGGCCAACUCAGGGACUGCAACAGGUGUCAUCUACGACGCGUUCUUGAACUUUCGAGGACCCGACACUCGCAAGGGAUUUGCAGAUUUCCUCUAUAUGCACAUGACCAGUAAAGGUAUCCGCAUUUUUAGGGACGCUGAAGAGUUACAGCCGGGUGAAAGAAUCUCGGAGAUCUUGCGAGCAAUAGAAAGCUCCAAAAUAUACAUUCUUGUUUUCUCCGAAAACUACGCUGCGAGUAAAUGGUGCCUGAAAGAGCUAACACAGAUAGUGAAGUGCACUUGCCAAUCCACAGGGAAAGUGAUACUGCCCAUCUUUUAUGAUGUGGAUCCCUCGGAUGUUAAGCUUGAAACGGACCUGUACAAAAGUGCCCUGGCGAAGCAUGAGGAGGACCUUGGCUGCGCUGUAGUGAAGCCUUGGAAGGAGGCUUUGACCACGGUGACAGGUUUCAAGGGGUGGCAUCUUAAAGAUCAAUGGCAAGGCAAGGCCGUUGAAGAUAUCACUCAAGAGGUUUUGCGGGUUAUCACAAUAAGAAAAAGAGAUUUGCCCGCCAAUCUAGUGGGAAUUGAUGGUCCUAUAGAAGACAUAAAGAAACUAUUACAUGGUUGUGAUGCUGAUGUAGGAUUUGUCAUAAUCCAUGGGAUUGGUGGCGUUGGAAAGACAACUCUUGCCAAGGCAGUCUUCAACGAAGUCUGUCCUCUAUUUGAAGGUUGCUCCUUCCUUUUGAACAUCCGAGAAUCAUCUCUAGGCGGUGGCAUGGUGAAAAUGCAAAGAAAAUUAGCAAAGGAUCUUUUUGAUUACCUACUUUCUGAAACCUUUGACUUUGAGGAAGGGAACAAUGUGAUCAAAAAGAUUUUUCCUUGCAAGCGAGUCUUAGUUGUUUUCGAUGACAUGGAUGGAAAUGAUCAAUUUAUGGAACUAGUGAAGCUUUGUACUUUGUGUCGUCCAGGGAGUAGGAUCAUCAUUACAACUAGAGAUAAGAAUGUUUUUUCUGAGACCAAGGUGAAAGGAUUGAAGGAAAGUAUCUUAACAGGUUCCACAUCAAGAGAUUUGUACGAAAUGAAGGAAAUGCAUUUGGAUCACGCUCUUCUACUUUUCAACAAGCUUGUUUUCGGAACAGAUGUGGCUCCAUGUGAUCUUUCUGGUCUUUCAAGGGAAGCUGUUGCACUUGCUGCAGGACUUCCAUUGGCUAUUGAGGAGAUAGGUUUACUUCUUGGUACCGCAAGUAAAGAUGAGUGGAAAUGCGGAAUAAAGAAGUUGAAGGAAGCGCCUCCCAAAAAAGUCCGACAGAGGCUAAUGAUUAGCUAUGAUGCACUUGGACGGGAGGGGAAACAAAUUUUUCUUGACAUUGCAUGUUUCUUUGUUAACAAGAAAAUAACCAAUGCAAUGUAUAUGUGGAAAGCUUAUGACCUUUAUCCGAAGCACGAAAUUGACGACCUUAUGAAUAAGUCCUUGAUCAGGUCUAUUGGUCAUGGUAGAGUCAGUAUGCAAGAUCCGAUAAGAAAUCUUGGGAGGGAAAUUGUUCGUCAAGAGAACACCGGAUUACAUGGAGAUGGAAGCAGAAUAUGGUGUCCCAAGAAGGCCCUGGACAUGGUACAAGCCAAAAAGGGAACAAAAAAUGUGGAAGCACUCAAACUACGGAGGUCGAGACACAAUUUUACUCGCGAGCAUUUUGCGAAUCUCAUUAACGUGAGGUUUCUUGAAUUGGAUGGAGGGAACUUUGUUGGCAACUUCAAGGAUAUUUUGCCGGACCUAAGAUGGCUUUGUUGGCAAAACUGUCCUCCGAAACUUCAAGCAACUAAUUUUGUUUUGAAUCACCUAGUUGUUCUCAAGCUUUUGGGCGAUUUCACCGCAGAACAUUGGAGCGGAUGGGUCGAAAUCAUGGAGGCAAGUGAUCUGAAAGUUUUGAAACUCGCGGGAUCUAAAUCCUUAAUCAAAACACCUUGCUUCCCUAAACUUAUGAGUUUGAAGAGAUUGGUUCUGAAAGAUUUCCUAAGCUUGACUGAAAUUGAUCGCUCGAUUGGUCAACUAGAGCGGCUGACUUACUUCAAAAUCAAAUGGUGUCCGAGUCUUAGAGAGUUGCCCCAGGAAAUUGGUUGCCUAACUUCCCUGAGAGAGCUCAUCUUGAUCCAUGGUUUUAGCGUUCAUAAUUUGCCAGACUCGAUCGGUAAUAUAAAACUUUUGUCAAGGCUAGUAAUGGAGGAUACAGGAGUAGUCAAACUUCCGGACACAAUCAAAGGGCUAGUGGAUCUUCAGUACUUGUGUUUGGCGUUUUGUUCAAAUCUAAUUUCGCUGUCGGAUGCUGUUGGGGAGUUAAAGUCAUUGACUGAGUUGGAUCUAUCUGGGACAAGUAUCAAGGAACUACCUCGAUCGCUUUGCAACCUCAAAGAUCUGAAAUUACGGAUAAACAAGAGUUUGAUAAGAGCACGGCGGAAGGGAGAUUUGCUUCGCUUGGAAGAUAUUGAGGAUUGCUGGUCCUCUGGAAGAAAACCAGAAUCAGAUGGCAUCCUGAGUGAAGAUCCUCCGAUACUACUAGACUAUCCAAGGGAAAUAGUUGUUUAGGAGUUGAGGACAAUUGCGGCACCAGAAUUUCAUGAGCAUCACCUCUCAGGAAGGUGCUCACCUAAGAUUUCGGCUAGGGUAGUCUUCUCGCGCAGUCAUCAUAAGUGGAUAAAUUUUGCUGCGAGAGCCACUUUGGGACACCGAGAUAAUGAGCUCACCUCUACCAAUUCUGAUCUUUGAAAAUCUGAUUUUAAUGCUUGUAUCCUGGUUAAAAAGAAAGUGGGUAUCCAAGUGGAUGCAUGGCUUUCAAAGAAUAGAUGAGGCACUGCUCUCGUUGGAGUUCAGUUCAUAUGUCUAUAACCUCGAAGAUCAGUAAUGUUGAUCAAGGUUUGCCUUGUUUGGUAAGUUUUGAUCUGUUUCCAUGGCUUUCCAUUGCGGUUUCAAUGACCUUAUAUGAGCAUUGUGAUAGUGAUCAGAUUGGAUGUCAAGUGGAGAAUCUGGAGAUAUUAACCCAAUUCUCACUCUCAAGCUUGUGGACUCCCUUUCUGCUGCUGAAAUGUCCUUGGUCGAGCAAAAAACUUCAAUACUCCAUUAGAAUGUGCAACUUUGGCAUGAGAAGGCCACUGGAUUCCAGGGUUCCACGUCUAUAAGAAGAUCCAAGAAUUGCAUGCUUUGCCAACUGAGAAAACACACAGUUUGAGCGUGUUUCCUAAAAUAAAGAUGGAUUAUUGUCUCUAUGUGUUGGAACACGCUCUUGCGCUCCAUCACAGCCGACUUGAUGUAAAGCAAACAACUCACCUGAUGAGGGAAUCCGCCUUGGUCGUGAAGUGGUCACGCACAUUUAUCAAUAUAGAAACACCUCCCAUGGAAGUCUAUCUAUUAUUGGAAGGUACCUACAUGCGCUUGUUCCAAUUGUGCCGCCGGGAUCAAAGGAGAGGUCGUCAUCACAAAGACUUUGGAUGCAGAGUUCCAAAAUUUGCCAAAUUGUGAGGGACAUCCUUUUAAUUCUGAAAGCUGCACUCCAUAUGUAUCUUGGAGAUUUUACCAUCUCUUAUGUAUCAAUGUUGAUGCUUUUUC
Molecule: messenger RNA, 4276 nt
Organism: Syzygium oleosum
Lineage: Eukaryota; Viridiplantae; Streptophyta; Magnoliopsida; Myrtales; Myrtaceae
Product: disease resistance protein RPV1-like
Exons: 7
Coding region: 689-3259 (856 amino acids)
Biological process (GO): signal transduction; defense response
Molecular function (GO): ADP binding
Source: RefSeq, a predicted model, not a curated record